AUGGCCCCGGAGUAUAUCGAGCUCCAGCAGCUCCCAACGAAGAAGCAAAACCGCAACGAGGUGGCCACCAUUUUGCUGCGUUUGGGUCUACCGUCUAUCUUCGACUCUUUUGAAGAAUUACCCCCACUGGCUCGUUUCAUGAUAGAGAAAAUCGAAAAUUUGGCUAUUGAAGACGCUGUUGUGAUUUUAAGAGAUGUCUUGGCAGAACACAGGGGCGAUGUGAACUUCCCUCUGGCCGAUUACCACUUGAUAGAGCGUCUUUUGAGUCAACUACCGUCAGACCAGCGGGACCUGGUGGACAAGAAAAGCAGAGAUAGCGACUCGGACCAGGAAACGAAGACGGACCAAUGGGCGCUAGAAGUGAGACUUGAAGCGGGGUUGGUGGCCUUCCACUCGCCGUAUCCUGAAGUCAGAGCUGUGGUGGAUCCAUUGGAUGAUCCGUCUAUUCCAGUCGAGACGCUACGAGUGUACGUGAUUGGCUUGUCGUGGACGCUUAUGGGUUCUUUGAUCAACAACUUUUUUGUCCACAGACUUCCCAGUAUCGUUCUUUCGACAAGCACUGUGCAGCUUCUACUUCUACCUAGCGGCAAACUCUGGGAAAAAGCGUUUGGGAUGAAUAAAAAGGUAAACAUUUUUGGGAAAGAGAUAAAUCUCAACCCUGGGCCGUGGAACUACAAGGAGAUGAUGCUUGCAACUAUCAUCUACUCGUGUUCAGCAGGAACACCGUAUGCCAUUUACAACUUCUUCGUCAUGAAGCUUGACCGCUUCUACGGACUCGACUGGGUCACCUGGGAAUACCAAAUCAUGUUUGCGUUGUCAACCCAAUUUCUUGGCUUCGCCUUCGCUUUCCUUAUGCUCAAGGUCUGUGUGUACCCUAAGAAAGCCAUGUGGCCCACGCUUUUGCCCACAAUAGCUUUAAACAGAGCUCUUAUGAAGGAUGAUCCCAAAACCAACAUCAACGGAUGGACGAUAUCCCGGUACUCGUUUUUCUUUGUUGCAUUUAUCGCCAGUUUCUGCUACAACUGGCUUCCCUCUUAUUUAUUCAAGGCACUCUCCACAUUCAAUUGGCCUACGUGGUUUCUGCCAGACCUGAUCCACCUUAUCAAUGUCACCGGAACAAAUCAAGGAUUGGGCCUCAAUCCACUUCCCACACUUGACUGGAAUAUCAUAGACAUGGCGGGGUGCUUGACCAUUCCUUUCUACACCUACGCCAACCAGUAUCUUGGUUUGAGUCUUGGAUUCCUCACAAUUCUUUUGGUUUACUACACCAACAACAAGUGGACAUCGUACUUCCCAAUCAACUCAAAUCGUUUGUUCAGCAACACAGGUGAGGUAUACGAUGUCAAGAAGAUUCUUGACGAAAACAAGGCCUUCAAUCACGACAAAUAUAUGGAGUACGGUCCGCCAUACUUUUCAGCCGCCAACUUGGUCCUUUAUGGUGCCUACUUUUGCAUGUACCCCUUCGCUAUCUUGUAUCAUGCCGUUACCGAAUGGACGUCCAUGAAACAGAGUUUUGCCAACAUUUGGUUCACUGUCAAGGACUCAUUCAAUAAGGACCUGGAUUCAAACUACCACCGCUUUGCUGAUGACCCACACUGCCUGAUGAUGUCUCACUACAAGGAGGUGCCCAGCUGGUGGUUUUUGACCAUUUUGAUUGUGAGUGUCACGUUUGCAUUGAUCUGUGUUAUAUUCUAUCCCGUCGAGACGCCUGUGUGGGGAAUCUUUUUCACCAUUGGCAUCAACUUUAUAUUCCUUAUUCCAAUCACUGCCAUAGCCUCGGUGACUGGUUUCGCCUUCGGCUUGAACGUGUUGGUUGAGCUCAUUGUUGGUUAUGCGAUUCCCAAUUCUGGUAUUGCCCUUAUUACCCUCAAGGCGUAUGGUUACAAUAUCGACUCACAAGCGUCUAAUUACAUCACAGACCAGAAGUUAGCACACUACACUAAAGUGCCACCUAGAGCGAUCUUCCGUGGCCAGAUUAUUCUGACAUUCCUCAGUGUGUUUGUUGCGUUAACCAUUGCCAAUUGGCAAAUGAGCAAUAUCCCUGACAUUUGUGAAUUGCACCAGAAGAACAAGCUUAGGUGCCCGGGUGCGAAUACCUACUUCUUCUCCAGCAUCCAGUACGGAGAAAUCGGCCCGGCAAAGGUCUUUGGCGGUAUAUACCCUAUUUUGAAGUGGUGCUUUUUGCUAGGAGCGGUGAUGGUCGUUCCUAUGGCGCUCUUCAAGAAGCACGGGCCUUCCAGAAUCACCAGAUCGUUCCAGCCAACGAUCAUCUUGGGAGGGUUCUUGAGUUACGCCCCAUACAACAUGCUGUAUUUCACCGGCGGGCUCUACAUGUCGUACCUCUUCAUGAACCGCAUCAAGCGGAACUAUACCCUUUGGUGGGAGAAGUACAAUUACAUCUUGACCAGUGCGCUCUCAGCAGGUGUGGCAUUCAGUGCUUUGCUCAUUUUCUUCACCGUUCAGUACGACAAGGAUGAUCUCAACUGGUGGGGCAACAAUGUGAGCAACAUGGGCAUUGAAGGGUCCAACAAGCACCAUGCCUGGCUCAAGGCCUCAGACGCUCCCGAAGGGUACAUCGGUUUGAGAAAGGGCCAGUUCCCUUAA
Molecule: messenger RNA, 2604 nt
Organism: Candidozyma duobushaemuli
Lineage: Eukaryota; Fungi; Ascomycota; Pichiomycetes; Serinales; Metschnikowiaceae
Gene: OPT6
Product: Opt6p
Exons: 2
Coding region: 1-2604 (867 amino acids)
Biological process (GO): transmembrane transport
Molecular function (GO): oligopeptide transmembrane transporter activity
Source: RefSeq, a predicted model, not a curated record